Coregonus sp. 'balchen' is the source of this 9239-nucleotide messenger RNA. The record is from the annotation of a GenBank genome assembly. NCBI's taxonomy places the organism in Eukaryota, Metazoa, Chordata, Actinopteri, Salmoniformes, Salmonidae.
GUUAACCAACAAAAUAGGGUCCUUGGCUAGCUGCUCGUCUUUUCGAGAAAAAUAAACAACUCUUCUUAGCGAAAAUAACAGCACUCGACUGCUAUAGCGUUGAAGUCUGAUUAGACUGUCUGAAAAUGGUUCGAAAAUCAUAAGUUCAUGUGUUUGCACUGUUGUCGCUGUUUUUCGAAGACGCCAGUUAGCCUGCUAAUGUUAGCAAACUAACGUAGCCAUCACUGAACUAGCUUGCUAGCUAGCUACACACAAAGCUACAGCUAUGUUUGUGCAAGAAGAUAAGAUAUUCGCUGGAAAAAUAUUAAAAAUCCACAUUUGUACUAUGGAUGGUACAGAGUGGUUGGAAGAAGUAACAGAGGAUACCACUAUUGAAAAACUCAAAGAGAAGUGCUUGAAACAUGUAUGUUUGUGUUUAUUUUCCUGCUUGCUCAUUGGUGUUUGCUCGGGUCAGGGUGAAAUUGUAACGUAGUUGUGUAACUGUAUCGCUGAUGUUUGCAGCCCCAGUUGAAAUAGUCAGUGUCAGUCUUUCCGUAUUUAUAGUAACUGGGUAGACACUGCUAUUUAUAAUUUAGCAAGUUGGUUCACAAGCUAGCUAGCCUAGAAUCCCUGCAAGCUAUGCGCACCUCAUGAGCUCCUUAGCAAAAUGUGAUAGCUAGCCUAGCCACAAUGCUCGUGUCUGUUGGUGUAGCUAUGUAAGUUACUCUGUUUAUGUUUCUAGGCUCCUGCCUUCUGAGUUUUCCUUAUUUGUUCCACAGUCUAUACUGUGCUGUUGCUAGUUAGGGCUACCCAUUUUUAUGCUUGAUUCUUCCCUAAGUGCCAGUAUGAUGCCCUAUAUGUAGCUAGCCUACCCCAUAUGGCUGCCAGUCUCUUUCUGCACUGCAUCCUCCUAGUACAAGUUUAGAUAAGCGAGACAACAGUAAGAGACCCAGCUAAUGCAGAAAUCAUUGGCAUCUUUAGAAACGGGGUUGGCUAUUGAUAUAGGUCUAGCUAGCCUAUACAUUACCAAUUACAAACUGCUUAUGACGCUGUAGUAUUUUACCAGGAUAAAAGUACUGCUACUUGUUCCAUCUGUGGGAUAAUUUGGGGGGUUUGCUUGUUUUGCAGUAUGUACAUGGAAGCCUCGAAGACCCCAAAACAAUCACACACCAUAAACUUGUCCAUGCUGCCUCGGAGAGGAUCCUCACAGAAACUAAAACAGUUGCAGAUGAAAGUCUAAAAGAUAAAGGUACUCCUAUGGAUUUUGAAGUUGUCUCAAUGUUUAUAUUUUCCCCACAAACAAUAAGCCAAUAUGAUCAAUGCUACUACAUGCCAUUAAGUGAAUGUUUUCCUUUGGUUUUAGAUGUUCUUCUACUGAUAAAGAAGAGACCACCGCCACCCCCUCUGAAAAUGGCUGACAUAACUGCAGAGGAAAAGGUAGGCCCUACAACAGAUUUAUAUACUCUCCCUAAUUGUAUUAGUUUGUGGCUUGUCGAACUCUGCACUUAAUCUCAAUAGGCACUGAUCAUCAGACAAAAAUAUUUAAUGUAUUGCUAAGACUGCGAGAACCAGGGACAAGCACAUCAAAAAACGUAUUACAACUAGUUGUACUGUUUGGGACGGUCUUUAGUGUGUGUUUCUUCCUUGUCUGUCAGAAGAAACAGGAUAACAAGGCUCCAGAUAAGGAUGCUAUCCUGAAGGCCACCGCUGGCCUGUCCACCCGCCACACAGACCGCACUGUCACCCAGCACAACAUCAGAGACGUAAGUACAGUACAAUACAGUAUUACAGUAAAUAACAUGUCUGAAUGCAUAGUUCAAAGCACUUCAGGAGAUUUCCACUUACUAUUGUACUGAAAUUCUGUAGUCCUAAAAUGCAUGGGCCUGCAAACUUAUCAGAGGCAUUUUCAAAUGAGUGAAUUUGAUUAAGCCUGUUCUAAAUCCCUGAUACUAAGAUUACAUUUUUAAAUUUAACCAGGAAGUUCCAAUGAGGUCAGAAGACCUCAUUCCCAAGGGCAAGUUGGUAAUGCUCUUAAUGUUAUGCCAUGAACCUCAUUCUUAAAGAGAGGUUAUUAAUUCUGGUUUAUGUGUGCAUGUGUGUGUACAUUUUCCAUCAGUUUCAGACGGAGCUCAGGAAAAUCCUUGUCUCUCUCAUUGAAGUGGCCCAGAAGCUCCUCGCCUUGAACCCCGAUGCCGUGGAGCUCUUCAAAAAGGCCAAUGGUACAGUGUGCACUGUGCAGACUUUAUUUCAUUAUCAAAGAUUAUGCAGGGCUGUAACAGGCUAGUUAUGCAUGAGGUUUUUAAUGAGCAAAAAGUUGGAGCUGUAACAGUCAUGUUGUCACUGAGCUUAUGUAUGAGUGACAGAACAGUGCAUUAUUUAAGGGAUAAUCAACGAGUGGCUGUAAGUUCUCUGGAAAAUAAUGUGCCAAGUGGAAGGUGUGUUCCACGACGCGUUAGCGAAGUGGAACUCACUUUCCACAGAGUUGCAUUAUUUUCCAGAGAAUGCAUAGAGCUCCCAAGUUGAUUAUCCCAUUUUUAUACCAUGGCUAUAAUUUGUUCAACAUCCUCUGCAGUAGCUAGCAAGUUUACUAGAUAUCUACAGUAGUUGCCUUGCUAGCUCAGCUAACCCAUAUAAAUCAGUAUGAUUGAUUCUGAUUUCUAUGAACAAACCAUCAGUCCUAGCUUGCUAUUAUGAAAAUCUAAUUCAACAAUGCCAAUAAUGUUUUCAAAUCGACUUUUGCUUUCAAAAGCAGCUCAAACAGAACAUGUAAGUAUGAAUUUCAUAGCCAUUGAAUUAUACUGUGCAAUUAUACUGCGCAUUAUAGGGAAUUAUACAACGGGUGGGUCUAAUUCUGAAUGCUGAUUGGUUAAAACCGCGUUCCAGCCGGUGUCUAUUCCACAAUUUACCACUGGCUAAAUCUGACAUUUAAAUGCCUAUUUACUCUGUUCCAUCUGACUGCACAAUCCACUGUCCCAUCAGCCCAGCCAGGCAAUGUAUAAACUUGAUCUCCACUAUAAAAAGCAUCUAGACAUUAUCUCACAUUUCUUUUAGACCAACAUUUACAGUGAGGAUAAAAAUCAUGAAUAGGCAUAAUUUUUAUGUAUACAAAAAUAUCAAUAGAAAACUGUUCAAAAGAAAUUAAGUGCAACUAGUUUGCUGUCUUUCCAGCUUCAGUUUGAAGUGAUUGUGUUAGCUGUGUUGUUGGCUAGCUCCUCUGAACAACAGUGUCCUGACAAGAGAGCACAUUUUCUACGGCAGACGAAAUUGCGCAUCAUUAGCUCAUUGUUAUGGAUGUAUCCAAAUAAAUGUCACUAGAAAACAGCUUAAAUAAACGCAAAUGUAGCUAAACUCAGCAAAAAAAGAAACGUCCUCUCACUGUCAACUGCGUUUAUUUUCAGCAAACUUAACAUGUGUAAAUAUUUGUAUGAACAUAACAAGAUUCAACAACUGAGACAUAAACUGAGUUCCACAGACAUGUGACUAACAGAAAUGGAAUAAUGUGUCCCUGAACAAACGGGGGGGGGGUCAAAAGUAACAGUCAGUAUCUGGUGUGGCCACCAGCUGCAUUAAGUACUGCAGUGCAUCUCAGUGGUCUAAGGCACUGCAUCGCAGUGCUAGCUGUGCCACCAGAGAUCCUGGUUCGAAUCCAGGCUCUGUCGUAGCCGGCCGCGACCGGGAGACCCAUGGGGCGGCGCGCACAAUUGGCCCAGCGUCAUCCAGGGUAGGGGAGGGAAUGGCCGGCAGGGGAUGUAGCUCAGUUGGUAGAGCAUGGCGUUUGCAACGCCAGGGUUGUGGGUUCGAUAAAAUAAUGUAUGCACUAACUGUAAGUCGCUCUGGAUAAGAGCGUCUGCUAAAUGACUAAAAUGUAAAUGUAAUCUCCUCCUCAUGGACUGCACCAGAUUUGCCAGUUCUUGCUGUGAGAUGUUACCCCACUCUUCCACCAAGGCACCUGCAAGUUCCCGGACAUUUCUGGGGGGAAUGGCCCUAGCCCUCACCCUCCGAUCCAACAGGUCCCAAACGUGCUCAAUGGGAUUGAGAUCCGGGCUCUUCGCUGGCCAUGGCAGAACACUGAAAUCACGCACAGAACGAGCAGUAUGGCUGGUGGCAUUGUCAUGCUGGAGGGUCAUGUCAGGAUGAGCCUGCAGGAAGGGUACCACAUGAGGGAGGAGGAUGUCUUCCCUGUAACACACAGCAUUGAGAUUGCCUGCAAUGACAACAAGCUCAGUUAAAAGAUGCUGUGACACACCGCCCUAGACCAUGACGGACCCUCCACCUCCAAAUCGAUCCCGCUCCAGAGUACAGGCCUCAGUGUAACGUUCAAUCCUUUGACGAUAAACGCGAAUCCCACCAUCACCCCUGGUGAGACAAAACCGUGACCCGUCAGUGAAGAGCACUUUUUGCCAGUCCUGUCUGGUCCAGCGACGGUGGGUUUGUGCCCAUAGGUGACGUUGAUGCCGGGGAUGUCUGGUGAGGACCUGCCUAACAACAGGCCUACAAGACCUCAGUCCAGCCUCUCUCAUCCUCUUGCGGACAGUCUGAGCACUGAUGGAGGGAUUGUGCGUUCAUGAUGUAACUCGGGCAGUUGUUGUUGCCAUCCUGUACCUGUCCCGCAGGUGUGAUGUUCGGAUGUACCGAUCCUGUGCAGGUGUUGUUACACGUGGUCUGCCACUGCGAGGACAAUCAGCUGUCCGUCCUGUCUCCCUAUAGCGCUGUCUUAGGCGUCUCACAGUACGGACAUUGCAAUUUAUUGCCCUGGCCACAUCUGCAGUCCUCAUGCCUCCUUGCAGCAUGCCUAAGGCACGUUCACGCAGAUGAGCAGGGACCCUGGGCAUCUUUCUUGUGGUGUUUUUCAAAGUCAGUAGAAAGGCCUCUUCAGUGUCCUAAGUUUUCAUAACUGUGACCUUAAUUGCCUACCAUCUGUAAGCUGUUAGUGUCUUAACGACCGUUCCACAGGUGCAUGUUCAUUUAAUUGUUUAUGGUUCAUUGAACAAGCAUGGGAAACAGUGUUUAAACCCUUUACAAUGAAGAUCUGUGAAGUUAUUUGGAUCUUUGAAAGACAGGGUCCUGAAAAAGGGACAUUUCUUUUUUUGCUGAGUUUACUUUGCUGUUAUUCUGGCUGCAUUGUUUGACGUCACUGUAAGUUAGCCUUAGUUGGCUAGCUAGCAAGCAAGGGAUAAGAACAUUGCCAGCCAGUAUGACAAUGGAACUUUUAGAAUGAACGACUGGGUCGCGUCUCUGGCAACUGAACCGAUAGAACGACCAGCCAGCCAGCUUGGGUAGCAACCCUAGAUUUGUGUAGGGACUAUAUCUUGUGGAAGGAUGAAAUAGUAUGAAUAAAUUCAUCAAAAUAAAGUUUUUUAUGAAAAUAUGUAAAUCAUUAUUUGAAUAUGUUGGUAACCCGUUGUAUAAAAGUGAUAAUGCCCGAGAAGCCUGUGUUUGUCUCGGGCCUAACAACACCCAUGCCAGUAUAUCCUCCAAACACCGGCUUCUCAGGCAUUAUCACUUAAAUAAUGCAAGCUCUAGAAUGCCCUUCAAGGCAAUCAAUGCCACGGUAUAAAGUAUUAUUAUAGGUAUACUGUUAUUCACUAAUAUUGUCUGUCUGCGUGUGAUUGUCAGCCAUGCUGGAUGAGGAUGAGGAGGACCGGGUGGAUGAGACGGCCCUUCAGCAGCUGACUGAGAUGGGUUUCCCUGAGAGCAGAGCCAUCAAAGCUCUCAGACUCAACCAGUGAGUCACAAUCAAUAAUACUUAUCAGCACCAGAAGUGAAUUUAGAUCAUCCAAACAGAAUCACUGACACAACGAGUGCAGGGUUUUUUCUGAAUCAAAAAGGGGCUUAAGGGGGUGGGCGUGACAAGGAUGUGACAAUGGGCAUGGUCAGCCCAUGGUUAGUGCUAUCUUGGACCAGCUUUAUUUGGUCAAGGCCCUGGGCAAUAACAUUUUUGAGGCCCCCAUCUUGGCCGCGGGGCUAUUUCUUGCAAUUUUGCAACGUAGGUGCACACAGGUCUAGAGACAUUUGAGGUGACAGACAGUGACAUUCAAUACCGCCUUGCACACUCUUGUCUGCAUCUAGCUGAUAUAGGGUGUAAUCAUUAGUCCAACAGUUGCAAACAAGAGUUUCUAUUGGACAAAUUCAACAAUGUUUAUACUCAGUUUGUUCCGUUUUAAGAAACAUUUUCCAACAGAAUCGGCUGAAUGAAUACACCCCUGAUCACUCGUAAACACAGUUCACUUUCAUAGUAGCCACAUUGUAUUCCUUCUUGCAUCUAUGCACUCUCCUCCUCUCACCUCUUCCCUUUCACUUGUGGACUUCAAUGCACAACACAUCAGCUGUAAGUGACCAGGCGAAAAACCCUUUCCAAGCUAAACCGCUACAAACAGCCGACAUCGUUGUCAGCAUAUUAGCUAAAGUAACGUCAUAGUCAGCAUAGCUAAUAGAACUAACGCGUUAGUAAACCUGCUACAAUCAUGCAGUAACGUUACAGUCAGUAAGCAGUUACACCAGCUGGCCCCGGUGGCAAUACAUUUGUCAAACCAAAAGCUUACCUUGACUUGGAAGAGUUCCAGUGUUGUGUUGGAAAGUCAUAGCCAGCUAGCUCUGUUUGAGCAGGGUGUUUCAGUAGGCUAAACUACCUAGCUGCAUUUGCUAGCUAAGUGAAAGUGGGGGAAAAAAGACAAUCUCUCUCUCUCUAUUUCUCUCUUGCUUCUCCUUCAUUUUGGAAGAAAUUAAUUUGUUCAAAACUGUUCAACUAUUGUCUUUCUCAGAGUCAACUACUCACCACAUGUUAUACACUGCAUUGCUAGCUUUCAGUACUAGAUUAAUUAUCUGAUCCUUUGAUUGGGUGGACAAAAUGUCAGUUCAUGCUGCAAGAGCUCUGAUAGGUUGGAGGACGUCCUCUGGAAGUUGUCAUAAUUACUGUGGAAGGGGGUGAGAACCACGAGCCUCCUAGGUUUUGUAUUGAAGUCGAUGUACCCAGAAGAGGACGGAAGCUAGCUGUCCUCCGGCUACACGAUGGUGCUACCCUACAGAGUGCUGUUGAGGCUACUGUAGACCUUCUUUGCAAAAUAGUGUGUUUUAAUCAAUUAUUUGGUGAUGUGAUUAUAUUUAGUAUAGUUUUAUCCAAAAGGAUAACUUUUUUAAAUGUUUAACUAUUUUUAUUUUUAUGAAAUUCACUGAGGAGGAUGGUCCUCCCCUUCCUCAUCUGAGGAGCCUCCACUGCCCUGGAGUAUAGUCUGAGUCAAUGAUACUGGUCAGUGGUCAAAUCAGUGAAGUUUAUAAAGAAUCAAUUAACCACUGAGCCUGUGAUUCUAUCCAGCACCAGUUGUUUGAAUCACAACAAGUGAGUCCAGUCAGAUGAGUCAUCUGAGUCUGAAACAACACGUUUAACCAUGCCCUUCCCUCACUCCCUCUCCUGCAGCAUGUCAGUGACCCAGGCCAUGGAGUGGCUGAUUGAGCACGUAGACGACCCCGCGGUGGACACCCCCCUGGCCGGCCAGGACGCCCCAGGAGCAGUAGGAGCCACAGCACCACCCCUGGUCCCCUCUAUCUCCGCCUCAUGUCCAAACCUCCUCCGCACCCUCUCCCAGACCAGCACAGAUGCCGCCGUCGCCAGGCAGGACGAGCUCACUGAGAUCUUCAAGAGGAUCCGAAGGAAAAGAGAGUUCAGGCCUGACUCACGGGUGAGUGUUUUCUGUCCCAAUGCCCUGGGAUAUACCAAGCUAACACUGUUACAUGUUAGCCUGGUCCCAUAUAUGUUUGUGCUGAAUAGCCAACUGAAGGAUUUGGCAAGACGACAAACAGAUCUGGGACCAGGCAAGAUACACUGAGUGUAGAAAACAUUAGGAACACCUUCCUAAUAUUGAGUUGCACCCCCAUUUAUCCUCAGAACAGCCUCAAUUCUUCAGCCUCAACUCUACAAGAUAUCGAAAGCGUUCCACAGCGAUGCUGGCCCAUGGUGUGCCUGGCACCUACUACCAUACCCCGUUCAAAGGCACUUCAAUCUUUUGUCUUGCCCAUUCACCCUCUGAAAUGUACACAUACACAAUCCAUGUCUCAAUUGUCUCGAGGCUUAAAAAUCCUUCUUUAACUUGUCUCUCCUCCCCUUCAUCUACACUGAUUUGAAGUGGAUUUAACAAGUGACAUCAAUAAGGGAUCAUAGCUUUCACCUGGAUUCACCUGGUCAGUCUGUCAUGGAUAGAGUUCCUAAUGUUUUGUACACUCAGUAGUUAUUAGCUAGCUUACAUAAAAUGUUGUAAAAUGUGUCGCUGCUACUCUCUUACUGAAUGUUGGCAUCAUACUGUGAUAAACUAUUGGUAUUUUUAUAGAAUGACAGUGUAGUAUGUAAUGAUAAACUAACUCCGUAUCGUUCUUUGUCUCUGCAGGCAGUCAUUGCGUUAAUGGAGAUGGGCUUUGAUGAGAAGGAGGUGGUCGAUGCUCUGAGAGUCAAUAACAACCAACAGGACACUGCGGUAGGUUUACUGUCCACACUGAGGAAUAAAGGAUCUGACACCGAGGUGUUCCGCUAUUGACAUACUCGCUUUGUCUUCUGUAUAUGAUCAGCGCAAAGAAGCAGGCACUUACUUAUUGAGCAAAAAAAUAGUUUUUGCUUGCUGUCUUGUAUGAAUGGACAGCUUUUUACGCCUCUUACCCAUGUUGUCAUUUGGAAUGAGAACUGGUUCUCCAUUGACCGUCCAAGUUUAAGAGAAGUUAACUAACCGAUCUAAACUGCAGUGCGAGUGGCUGCUGAUUGGUUAACCUCUUGUUGUCCCAUAGUGCGAGUGGCUGCUGGGGGACAGGAAGCCGUCUCCAGAGGACCUGGAUAAAGGCAUUGACACCAACAGUUCUCUGUUCCAGGCCAUCCUGGAGAACCCUGUGGUCCAGCUGGGCCUCACCAACCCUAAAACACUGCUGGGUAGGUUUGAUUUAGGCAUAAAGGGAAUUGUACAGUUAAAAAUAACAAAUAAAGCUCAGAGGAUAAAGGGGUGUACCUAUACAUCAAGCCUCACACUACAGAAACAGGUUUCUGUCCUAUGGGCCAUUCUGGCUCAGACAAUGCUACUUAUUGAAUUGUAUCUUAAAACCCUCCAAAACCUUUUUGUUGUUUGUGUGUAGCGUUUGAGGACAUGUUGGAGAACCCUCUGAACAGCACCCAAUGGAUGAAUGACCCUGAGACUGGGCCUGUCAUGCUGCAGAUCUCCAGAAUCUUCCAGACACUCAACCGCACGUAGGGACCGUAUGGUGACCUGGUGUGAGCUUGUGUGUGU